Aedes albopictus (Asian tiger mosquito) is the source of this 4734-nucleotide messenger RNA. It is a transcript of the gene ogre, whose product is annotated as innexin inx1. NCBI's taxonomy places the organism in Eukaryota, Metazoa, Arthropoda, Insecta, Diptera, Culicidae. Gene Ontology annotation, molecular function: gap junction channel activity. The record is from RefSeq and is a predicted model, not a curated record. Gene Ontology annotation, cellular component: gap junction; plasma membrane.
GUAGGGCGUGAAGUGGCUCACCCUGGGGUAGCUAACGAUUUUAAUGACGAGGAUGCAAAAAAGUAUUAUACAUAUUAUCAAUGGGUUUGUUUUGUACUCUUUUUCCAGGCUGUGGCUUGUUAUGUGCCUAAAUUUUUAUGGGAUGCAACAGAAGGAGGGCUAAUGCGUUCUAUUGUCAUGGGACUGAACAUUGGAAUAUGCCGGGAAGACGAAAAAUGUGCCAAAAAACAAGCCCUAAUCGAAUAUGUUUUGAAACGUUUGAGACGCCACAAGUUAUACGUAUUGCGAUAUUUUGCAUGUGAAGCGCUUUGUUUUGUUAACAUUAUCGUACAGCUAUGGAUGAUGAAUCGUUUCUUCGAUGGAGAAUUCUAUGCGUAUGGAUGGAAGGUACUGAAGUUUUCAGAAGUGCCACAAGACCAGCGAUUAGACCCAAUGGUGUAUGUUUUUCCACGUGUCACAAAAUGCAUAUUCUACAAGUACGGAGCAUCAGGAACAAUUCAAAAACACGAUUCACUGUGCAUUCUACCAUUGAAUAUUGUGAAUGAAAAGACCUACAUUUUUAUUUGGUUUUGGUUUAUCAUAUUAGCCACGAUGCUACUUGGAUUAUUAAUCUACAGGUAAGUGUCAGAACAAUAAUAGUAAAGAGUUUGCCGGAGAAUUUUCUUUUUUCUAUAACGCUUUACUUCCAUUCCAAAGGAAGAAACCACAUUUUGUGAGUAUGUCAGGAGUGGGAUUCGAUAUUUGACAUGAUAGUCUUGUGUUCUAACCAUCCCAACACGUUCGCUCCACUGCACAUUGGGCAAAAUCAAGCCCAAAGGUGGAAAAAAUUAAUAGCUUUCUUAAUACAAGACCCUAUGUGACCAUCGAUGGCUUAUUCGAAAGCAAAUUUUCUCAAGAAUUGAUUGGUGGAUGAUUCAUGUACGGGCAACUACUCUGAAGCAAGUUAUAGAGCCCGUUUUACCCUAGAUGCCCCUUAAAUUUGAGAAUAUCUGCUAUUUUACGGCAUUUGUUAUGAUUUAAAUGAUUUUUUUUCGCUGGGAUACUAUCGCCACAACUGCAUUGAGUAACGUUACAUAUAAAAAGUCAUUAAAAUGUUGGGGUAUUCUGGGGUAAAUUAGGCAACGGUAUAUUUUCGAGAUAAAAAUUCAUUUUUUAUUUUUAUUAAUGAUUUUUUACGUGACAAUAACUAGACAAAUGAUGGACAUGAAUUAUUUCCAAAGAAACCAUUUUUGGCAAGUAUUAGUGAUAUUUGAGUUCUCGCGCAUUUAAAUAUGAGUAGUUCUCAUCCUAAUAUCACCGAUUUCAAACAUUUCCAACAAUAAUAAUUGUAAAUGUUUCCUGCAAAAGUUCAUUAAUUUUCUCGGAAGUUUAGUAAUAAAGCAUCUGGUCGAUCUGUUAUCUAAGAAUUUCUACACUCAGAAUAAAAAACAUUUUAAAUUUAAUAUUUCUGCACUUAGAUUAUGACCAGUUGCUUUUACACUUGAAAACUAUGUACAGCGCUGUUGAAUCAUUGUCGAUUCAAUCAUGAUAGAAUUUAUGUGCGUCGCUUUCGGUUUUCAAUCGUUCAGCGUAUGGGUUAUAUUGGAUCGAAUAUUGACGGUUUUCCCCCUUAUCGAACGCGACGAUUUCAAUCCGUCGCGGAUGAAACCGUCGCCAGAGUCGUCGCAGCCAAUCAGCAGGCGGGAGUCUGACGUUUCUCCGAUCUCACUAACACAAACAGCAGCAGAGGUGGUGCUUGAUUCGUUGCGAUGAUUCAGAAAUGCCGACUGGAAGUUGGCAGCGCGUAUUGUUAGGGAAGCAACAUACAAUAACAAAACCAUUUUCAGGUGGGAUUGGCUUCGAAACGUAUACGUAUAAAUAAAUGCAAUCAUCAUAUAUAUAAAAUCCCAGAGUUGUCUGUCCUUCCGUCACGCUUUGAAAUGUUUCAUUGAAAUGUUUCAUCGAAAUGUUUCACUAUAGCUAUAUCAAACUUUUCAAAAAAUUCGAAAACUUUCUUGAAGUUAUUGAACUCUUCAGAUAUAACAUUCUGGAAUAUUCUGGAACAUCGAAAUGCUUACAACUUUCGAGAACUAUCUGGAAGUUACUGAAAGUUUAAGAAAAACUAUUCUGGAAUGUUCUGGAGUAUCAACAGUCGUCUACGGUCAAAAAGUAGAUACAUGAUAGAAUAUAUUCUGGCGCUUCUGGUAAAUCCAAUGCUGAGGAAAUGUUUCACAUAUAUAUUGAUACACUGGCUUCUGAGAAGAAGCUUCUUCAAUUGUUAUUCUAGAAGCAUCAAGAAUCUCCUUGAUGGAUAAAAAUUCUCUCAAUUUAUGUUAGAGCAUGAGCAUGAGCAUGAGCAUGAGCAUAGAUGACCGUACUAUUCGUAGUUGCUACUCCGUGAUUGACCAGAACAAUCGAAGUUGCACAAGGAACCAACAGACGGAGCUUGGGAGUAGCUUACCGUCCUCAAUGUGCAUCUUCGAGAAUUCCAAGCUUUAUUAGGUCAAUAACGGCGCCGGCCACGUCCUUACGGUCAUCGAGGAAGGAAAGGAAUGUUAUUAUGACGUGCGUUGCUUACUAAAGACCGAGAUCACCUCUGCGUCUCCACGUCUGUCAUGGGAAGGACUUUUUGUUAGUGUGGAAGGGAAGGGCGCAUGAUAUGAGUUCACUUUGGUAAGUGGAGUGAUUCAUGCAACCCUAUUACUAUCAAACCACUUAUUUUCAUUUGGACUAAAACAAAACACAUGCCGACAUCGAAGAUGACGAACCAUUCAGAUAGUUUUCGAAGUGCGAAAAUUAACGAAAGAGAAAAUAAAGUGAUUUGAACCAACGUGGCUUUGGAACUUGGACACUUGACGUGACGAACAUUUCAAUGUCUGUUGACUAAAAUCGCAAAAAAUGUUGUUUGUUGCAUUUAUCGUAUCAUAAAUCACCCCGUACGAAGAUGAGCAGUCAAAUAGACGACGACGACGACCGAAUGAAAACGCGGCCUGUACACUUUGCCACCAAAAACUCACUAAAUCACCCCGUACGAAGAUGAGCAGUCAAAUAGACGACGACGACGACGACGACCGAAUGAGAACGCGGCCUGUACACUUUGCCUCCAAAAACUCACUCUCGCAAAAAUCUAGCAAAGCGAGCGCGCGAAACUUUGCUGCUGCCGAACUACCGCACACUACUGACUGCUUGGCGUCCCGUCGUCGGAGCCCCGCAGAGGGAAGAGGAAAAAAAUCGCAAAAAUCUAGCAAAGCGAGCGCGCGAAGCUUUGCUGCUGCCGAACUACCGCACACUACUGACUGCUUGGCGUUCCGUCGUCGGAGCCCCGCAGAGAGAAGGGGAAAGAAAAUCGCAAAAAUCUAGCAAAGCGAGCGCGCGAAACUUUGCUGCUGCCGAACUACCGCACACUACUGACUGCUUGGCAUCCCGUCGUCGGAGCCCCGCAGAGGGAAGAGGAAAAAAAAUCGCAAAAAUCUAGCAAAGCGAGCGCGCGAAACUUUGCUGCUGCCGAACUACCGCACACUACUAGACACUACUGACUGCUUGGCAUCCCGUCGUCGGAGCCCCGCAGAGGGAAGAGGAAAAAAAAUCGCAAAAAUCUAGCAAAGCGAGCGCGCGAAACUUUGCUGCUGCCGAACUACCGCACACUACUGACUGCUUGGCGUCCCGUCGUCGGAGCCCCGCAGAGGGAAGAGGAAAAAAAAUCGCAAAAAUCUAGCAAAGCGAGCGCGCGAAACUUUGCUGCUGCCGAACUACCGCACACUACUGACUGCUUGGCAUCCCGUCGUCGGAGCCCCGCAGAGGGAAGAGGAAAAAAAAUCGCAAAAAUCUAGCAAAGCGAGCGCGCGAAACUUUGCUGCUGCCGAACUACCGCACACUACUAGACACUACUGACUGCUUGGCAUCCCGUCGUCGGAGCCCCGCAGAGGGAAGAGGAAAAAAAAUCGCAAAAAUCUAGCAAAGCGAGCGCGCGAAACUUUGCUGCUGCCGAACUACCGCACACUACUGACUGCUUGGCAUCCCGUCGUCGGAGCCCCGCAGAGGGAAGAGGAAAAAAUCUAGCAAAGCGAGCGCGCGAAGCUUUGCUGCUGCCGAACUACCGCACACUACUGACUGCUUGGCGUCCCGUCGUCGGAGCCCCGCAGAGGGAAGAGGAAAAAAAAUCGCAAAAAUCUAGCAAAGCGAGCGCGCGAAACUUUGCUGCUGCCGAACUACCGCACACUACUAGACACUACUGACUGCUUGGCGUCCCGUCGUCGGAGCCCCGCAGAGAGAAGGGGAAAGAAAAUCGCAAAAAUCUAGCAAAGCGAGCGCGCGAAACUUUGCUGCUGCCGAACUACCGCACACUACUGACUGCUUGGCAUCCCGUCGUCGGAGCCCCGCAGAGGGAAGAGGAAAAAAAAUCGCAAAAAUCUAGCAAAGCGAGCGCGCGAAACUUUGCUGCUGCCGAACUACCGCACACUACUGACUGCUUGGCAUCCCGUCGUCGGAGCCCCGCAGAGGGAAGAGGAAAAAAAAUCGCAAAAAUCUAGCAAAGCGAGCGCGCGAAACUUUGCUGCUGCCGAACUACCGCACACUACUGACUGCUUGGCGUCCCGUCGUCGGAGCCCCGCAGAGGGAAGAGGAAAAAAAAAUCGCAAAAAUCUAGCAAAGCGAGCGCGCGAAACUUUGCUGCUGCCGAACUACCGCACACUACUGACUGCUUGGCAUCCCGUCGUCGGAGCCCCGCAGAGGGAAGAGGAAAAAAAAUCGCAAAAA